AUGCCCGUCCAGCCCAAGUCCAAGAUCACCGUCGCCGGUACUCGCGCCCAGGUCCAAGCCCUCCUCGCCCACUCCCUCUCCCCUGACAACAAGCGCAACUUCCUCGAGACGGUCGAGUUGCAAUUCGGCCUCACCAACUACGACCCCGCCCGCGACAAGCGCUUCUCCGGCUCUGUCAAGCUUCCCUCGCCGACCAGCACGACCUCGGUCUACGAUGCGUUUGUCUGCUCGGAUACCAAGGUUCGGGAGAUCUCCAGGGUUUUGGGACCGGGCUUGUCAAAGGCCGACAAGUUCCCUACAACGGUUUCGCACAGCGAGGACCUCGCGGAGAAGAUAAUCAACGUCAAGUCCACCAUCAGGUUCAGGCUGCGCAAGAACCUCUGCAUUGCCAUGGCCAUUGGUAAUGUGGACAUGACCACGGAGCAGUUGGUCGCAAACAUCAUGAUCACCAUCAACGACCUGGUGUCAUGCCUCAAGAAGGGAUGGUCCAACGUCAACAGCACUGUCAUCAAGUCGACCAUGUCGCGUCCCCAUUAUCUUCUCUAAGACAAUCAUUUCGCGGCUGCGCUUCUACAUUUUGAGUAAGCACGCCGUGGGGGAAGCACAGGGUAGGCUGGGAAGGAUUUCAGUGUGAAGUGGGCAAGUCUUUGACAGAUUUGAAUGGGGCAUCAGCUUAGCCGCUGUAUGCUUGUCCAGCUAGAGAACAUUUAGCUACUGUAGACAUCCAAUAGACCCAUCUUCAC
This is a messenger RNA of Podospora bellae-mahoneyi, 743 nucleotides long. RefSeq names its product 60S ribosomal protein L10A. The transcript is spliced from 3 exons. The coding region runs from base 1 to 546 and encodes 181 amino acids. NCBI's taxonomy places the organism in Eukaryota, Fungi, Ascomycota, Sordariomycetes, Sordariales, Podosporaceae. Gene Ontology annotation, biological process: translation; maturation of LSU-rRNA. Gene Ontology annotation, cellular component: cytosolic large ribosomal subunit. Gene Ontology annotation, molecular function: RNA binding; structural constituent of ribosome. The record is from RefSeq and is a predicted model, not a curated record.